AUGUUUUAUUUUAGAUUAUUGUUGACAGCUUUGUUAGCAAUCGGUGCGGUAAAUUUCCAUGAACAUAAUAAUGUUCGUGAAGACUUUAGUGCAGAUGAUUCUCCAUCACGGUAUGAAUAUGCGGUCACUGAAGAUUUCUUUCGAAGUUUUGGAUCACCCUUUCAUUUAGUUGUAGCUAUGAAAGCAGCUGAUGAUGGAUCACUUUUAAGACCCGAAUAUUUGGCUAAAGUGAUUGAAAUCGAAGAUUAUUUACAAUCAAAACUCAGCGUUCCAUACAACGGGCGACAGAUUACCUAUUCGGAUUUUUGCGAAUCAAACUGUGAGACAAGUGAUGUUGUCAGCAUUUUCCUGAAUAUAUACAGAGAAGUUCAUGUCAGAAAAAAAGGAAACGUCAAGUUAACAUAUCCAUCAAUGGAUGUAUUUGGUAAUCGAAUAUAUCUUGCCAAUAAUAUUUUUCAAGUGGAACUCAACAACAAAUCUCAUAUAAUCGAAAGUUGUCGAAUGAUUGCGAUUAACUUUCAAGCAAUUCAAAAGAAUGCUUCAAGUGUGGAAAUAAUGAAUCGCUGGGAGCAGGAAGUAUUCAUGUUUUCCGAAAGUACGAAAAAUGAUUCAUUGAUCCGAGUCUAUGCUACAUCUGAAGGUUUAGUCAGUAGUGAAGUUCGUCGGACAGGUUUACGAGCAUUACCUUUCAUUACUAUAUCCUUUAUUGCGGUAUUAUUAUUUACGGUAAUAACAUCACUAAAACGUGAUCCAAUAACCAGUAAACCAUGGGAAGCAGCAUUUGGUGUCUUCUGUCCCAUCCUUUCACUUAUUGGAUCAUUCGGAUUACUAUUUUGGUUUAAAUUUCCAUUCCUACCAAUCGUCUGUGUGGUACCAUUUUUGGUGCUAGCAAUUGGUGUCGAUGAUGUAUUCAUCUUUCUUCACUGUUACCAUCAAACAGAUCCAAAACUUUCGGUUGAAGAACGAAUUGGUAAAAUGCUUGCUGAAGCUGGCCCAUCAAUAACCAUUACUUCCCUUACCAAUUUUCUAUCAUUUGCAAUCAGUAUUUUUACUCCUACUCCAGCUAUACAGAUAUUCAGCACAUACAUUAGUAUCGCGGUAAUAUUUGAUUACACUUAUCAAAUUUUCUUAUAUUCCGCAAUUUUGACGUUUGGUGCUCAUCGUGAAAAAAAACGUUUACAUUCAUUUAUUCCGUGUAUAUCGAUUUCUGAAACUGAUAAGCGAUCCGUUAAAAAUCAAUCAGAUAUUUCGGAUACAUUCGAGAAAUUGAUGAAUGAUUUUGUUGAUUUAUGGGUGGAUAUAGCAAUGAAUAAUAUCACAAGGAUAAUUGUUGCUUGUUUUAUGAUUAUUUAUUGUAUUGUUGCUGUACAUGGAGUAUUGCAAAUUAAAGUUGGAUUAACAUCAGAAAAAUUAUUCUCAUCUGAUUCACCAUUGUUACCAUUUGUAAAGUUACAAACCGAAAUUAUUUUCAAAGAAGGUGGACAGGUUGCAAUAUUUGUCAAUAAUCCAGGUGAUAUGCGGAAACCAGAAAUAAUUCCAGAGAUGAUGCGUCUCGUAAAUGAUUUUGAACAUGCUACAGGAAGUAUCGGUUCCGCUAGUACUCAUUUAUGGUUCAUACCAUAUUUGUCAUACGUAGGAAUACAGGAACAUGGAGAUAUUAAUUUCAAAUAUAAAUAUUUACCGGAAUUUAUGAAAUUACGUGAAUAUCACAGUUGGAAUUCAUUUGUCAAUUUUGGAUUACCUGAAGAUUGUCAGAAUGAGAAACCAGCUUGUUUACAAAAAUUCUUCUUUUCAACGGGUUUUCGAAAUGCUGUGCAAUGGUCGGAACGUUUACAAUUACUACAAGAAUGGCGUAAUAUUGCUGCUCGAUAUUCGAAAUUUAAUGUUUCAGUUCAUGAACCAUUCAGUAUGUAUGCAGAUCAGCUGCUUACAAUAGUUCCGGUCACAAAGUCCACCGUAAUAUUUGCAUUUAUUAUAAUGGCACUUGUACUGACCACUUUUACACCAUCAAUAACAACAAUCGUUUCAUCCACACUUUCAAUUAUAUCAAUCAAUUUGGGAGUGCUUGGUUCACUAACAUAUUGGAACAUCGAUCUCGAUCCUAUUUCAAUGGCCACUAUCCUGAUGGCUAUUGGCUUUUCUGUGGAUUUCAUUGCCCAUAUUACAUUUCAUUAUUACAAGGGUCAAACAAAGGGUAAACGUGAACGCUUGAAGCAUGCACUUAAAUCAAUAGCAUGGCCUAUGACACAAGCUGGUAUAUCGACAAUUUUAUGUUUAUGUGUCCUUGGUGUAAUUCAAGCCUAUAUGGUGAAAGUUUUCGUUAAAGUAGUAAUAAUCGUUGUCAUACUUGGUCUUCUUCAUGGUUUAAUUAUUUUGCCAGUUGUUUUUGGUGCAAUACCAUUGCGGAAACGAAUUAUUGCUGAUGUUGACAAAGUAUCAACAAAUUCAACCCUUCAAAAGAAUCAUACCAUACGAAUAGCUGUACCAGCGGUAACAAUUACACCAAUAACAAUCAGAAAAAAUGAGCUGGAAAAGCAAAUUUCAUCGGGUCCACGUUAUCAUGAUUCGAGGGGUUAA
Cercopithifilaria johnstoni is the source of this 2577-nucleotide messenger RNA. Lineage: Eukaryota; Metazoa; Nematoda; Chromadorea; Rhabditida; Onchocercidae. The record is from the annotation of a GenBank genome assembly.